Molecule: messenger RNA, 6343 nt
Organism: Neoarius graeffei (lesser salmon catfish)
Lineage: Eukaryota; Metazoa; Chordata; Actinopteri; Siluriformes; Ariidae
Gene: dnajc6
Product: DnaJ (Hsp40) homolog, subfamily C, member 6
Exons: 18
Coding region: 260-3133 (957 amino acids)
Biological process (GO): synaptic vesicle uncoating; protein dephosphorylation; clathrin-dependent endocytosis
Cellular component (GO): cytoplasm; intracellular membrane-bounded organelle; postsynaptic density
Molecular function (GO): clathrin binding; phosphatidylinositol-3,4,5-trisphosphate 3-phosphatase activity; protein tyrosine phosphatase activity
Source: RefSeq, a predicted model, not a curated record
UUGGGGAAGCCGCAGUAAAUGCGGCUCAUGAUGUUGAAACGUUUCCUCCUCUGUUAUUCAGGCUAGAGAGAGAGAGAAAGAAAGAGAGAGAGAGAGAGAGAGAGGCGCUGCAUUUAGGCAGAACGGGGAUGUGAUGCAUUAGUCCCGUCUCCUCCCUCCUUCUGCUCCUCCUUUGCUUCUCCACCGCGAGGAGCCUAAAGAUGCGCACACCACCUUGAAGCGACCUCGUUUGCACGUACGCGAUUGACGAUUUGUGCUCAUGAGCCUGCUCGGAGGCUACAAGAAGAGGAGCGGUUAUGAUGGUUAUGAAUCUUUGCAGUUGGUCGAUAGCGGAGGAGGCGGCGGCGGAGACUUCAGCAGCAGCAGCGGCGGCGGCGGCGGAGGAGGUGGAGGAUUGGCAGCAGUGACCCUCGGCUCCAAGGCGCGACCGGACCACUGCAGCAUCAUGGACGGCUCAGAUAUGGAUGGGAACUAUGGGGGUGGACUGCUGGACAUGGUUAAAGGCGGUGCCGGAAAGUUCUUCAGCAACUUCAAGGACAACCUGAAAGACACCAUCAAGGACACUUCCACAAAGGUUAUGAAUCAAGUGGCCACCUACACCAAAGGAGAGCUGGACAUUGUCUACAUCACCUCACGUAUCAUAGUGAUGUCAUAUCCUGCGGAGGCUGUGGAGUUGGGCUACAGGAACCAUGUGGAGGAUAUCCGCUCUUUUCUGGACUCGCGUCAUGCCGAUCAUUACACCGUUUUCAACCUGUCCCAGAGGAACUACCGUGGAGCCAAGUUCUCCAACAGGGUGUCUGAAUGCAAUUGGCCAUCCAGACAAGCCCCGAGCCUUCACAACCUGUUUGCUGUGUGUAAGAACAUGCACAACUGGCUCAAGCAGAACCCCAAGAAUGUGUGUGUGAUCACUUGCUCGAAUGGCCGAGGUCCUUCUGGUGUGCUGGUCUGUGCCAUGUUCUGCUUCUGCCACCUCUUCGCUAACCCGGGACCUGCCAUGCAACUGCUCAGCGCCAAGAGACCCGGGUCAGGCCUGUGGCCCUCACACAGGAGGUACGUAGGCUACGUGUGUAGCAUGGUUUCAGAGAAGCCCACUUUGCCCCACUCCAAACCACUAAUAAUCAAAGCAGUCACGAUGAAUCCUAUACCCUGCUUCAACAAACAGCGCAGUGGCUGUCGACCUUUUUGCGAUGUCCUGAUUGGCGAGACAAAAAUCUUCUCCACCGCACAGGAGUAUGAGAGGAUGAGGGAGUACAGGGUGCACGAGGGAAAGGUGGUCUUCAACCUGGGAGUGAGUGUCCAAGGCGAUGUCGUGAUCUCAGCCUACCACAUGCGCUCCCAUGCACUGCAAGCCAAGGUGACCAACACGCAGAUAUUCCAGAUUCAGUUCCAUACAGGCUUCAUUGCCCCCGGCACAACAGUCUUAAAGUUUAUGAAGUCAGAGCUGGAUGCGUGUGAUUCUCCAGACAAGUAUCCUCAGCUGUUCCAAGUGCUGCUGGAGAUCGAGGUGGAAAACACAGAGAAGCAGAAAGACCUCACGCCACCCUGGGAACAGUUCCCCACUAAAGACCUGAGCCCAAACAUUCUGUUCUCCUGCCACCAGGAACACAAGGAUGCUCUUGCUGUUGCAGAUCCAGUGCAGGCGCAAGGAGCCCAAGGAGGACGUGUGGGCCCGAAUGAGGAGAGCGAGCCCUCAGAUGAUGACAUGCUCUCGCUCUCUAGCCAGCAGAGCAGCGGCAGCGGUGACAAAGCCAAAGGGGCCGGUAAAGCCGAGGCUCAGCCUACUGCUCCCCCUCCACCUGCUGAGGACGUUGACCUCCUGGGCCUGGAUGGAGGGGACAUUCAGCCUCCUCCAACUUCCUCACAGCUGCCUAGUACCACAAACACCGCCACUGACCUCCUGGGAGAUCUGUUUGGAGCUCCAGCCUCUCAGUUAUCCAGUGGCACCACCUCUGCCCAGUCUACUCCUAAAAGGACUGCCUCCUCUACCUCGCCAUGCCCCUCACCUAAACCUACAGACAAUUUUGAUCUGUUUGGGUCAGCUCCAUCUUCUGCAAAGCCUCAAGACUUUAUGGGGGCCUUCCUGGGACCAGGUAAUGUGGGGCAGCCAGAGCCUUUCCUGCAUGCUGCACGCUCUCCAUCUCCCACUAUGCAGAACAUGGGCUUGGGCCGCAGCUCGCCAGUGCCACCCACUACACCCACCGUAAACAUCCAGCAGCAGAGCACUGUGGGAGGAGGAUGGGACUGGAACAGAUCAGCUCCCCCUGCAGGUGGUGGUCUCAGUGUAGGCAGUAAAUCAGCUGGUACAAGUCCUACCAGCUCUGUACAGAACACUCCGACUCACCAGGCCAAACCGAACACCCUGGACCCUUUCGCUGACCUCGGCAAUCUGGGGGCCAGUCUGGGAGGUGGAUCAGGUUUCUCCAGUAAGCCCACCACUCCAACUGGAACAGGAGGAGGAUUUCCUCCCAUGAGUUCCCCUCAGAGACCCACUGCCUCUCCCCAGCACACCACAGCAGGCUGGCAGUCCAGCACGGCUUUCCCCUCAUGGCAGCAUGGAGGUGCGGGUCAGUGGCAGCCACAGGCUCAGGCCAAAGCUCCAGGACCAUCCAUGACACACAGCUCUCCUCAGAACAGGCCCAACUACAAUGUCAGCUUCUCUGGCAUGGGCGGAGCUGCGACAGGGGGAAAAGCACAACCCAACACGGGAACCAAGCCGAAAGCUGCUGAUGCUAACUUUGAUGACCUGCUGUCUGGCCAAGGCUUUACAGGCAGCAAGGAAAAGAAAGGCCCAAAGACUAUAGCAGAGAUGAGAAAAGAGGAAAUGGCAAAGGAGAUGGACCCAGAAAAACUCAAGAUCCUGGACUGGAUCGAGGGGAAGGAGCGCAACAUCCGUGCUCUACUCUCCACCAUGCACACAGUGCUGUGGGAGGGAGAGAGCCGCUGGAAACCUGUAGGCAUGGCUGACCUUGUCACACCUGACCAGGUGAAGAAGGUCUACCGCAAGGCUGUGCUGGUCGUCCACCCUGACAAGGCAACUGGACAGCCCUAUGAACAAUAUGCCAAGAUGAUUUUUAUGGAACUAAAUGAUGCAUGGUCAGAGUUUGAAAGCCAAGGACAAAAAGCUCUUUACUGAGACUUCCUGCACUGAGCGAUCGCAGUAAAACCCCACCCCGCUGCUGUUUACGAUACAAUCGGUCAACCACUCCUCCUCAGAACAGCACGAGACAAUGAUCAUGUUCAUCAGAACCCCCUUCGCAGUUCUCUGCUCUCUCCUACAUCCUGCUCCACACGCUAGAGCAUUCGCCUGCAUAGUGUGACUGUGUGAGUGUCAGUUUGUAAUGACUUGCGUAACUGGUGUCUGAUAAAUCAGCUGACGAGUGAGCUACUACAUGAGUUUAGACAUGGUCAUGUUUUCUCCACAGAGCUAGAACUCACAUCUUUCUUUCCAUCAAACACAGUAUUUCUUCAAAUUUUUUUUGUAGUUAGCUAGUUCAGCACCUAAACAACUUGCCGCACGUUAAACUAAUCCAAGUUGCAUAUAGUGGUGUAAGUGGUGUAGACCAUCUGCAGGUCCAAGAUGACACUGAAGUGAGGCCUUAUUGAUAUUUAGCACCAAGAGGUAAGAACAAAGGUUAGCUUGAGGAAAUAUACAGUAAAAAAAAAAUCCUGCUCUUCCACACAUCUACACUGUGUGGAGUGAUGCGAGUCUGUUGCUGUUCAAGUACAGGGAUGAAAAAUACAGAAAUAAUGAAAGACUAGACAAGUCUUGUACAUGCAGCUAGAUAUACUGACAUAUUUAACCGAAUCUGUGAACUGACUAGGAGUUGAAACUUUCCACUGACUGCUGACGUAUCUGUGUGUAUGAAAUGUGCUGCACUGUAUUUUACGUUGUAUUGUUUACAAAAGUAGUCUUAAGACGAAUGGUUUAUUCACAGCAUAGGAAGCCUAAAACAACAAAACACAAGUAGCUACUAAUAAUAUUCAUACUGAAAUAACGUAUCGUAUUGUGGUGUGCGCUUAAUUCUUUGUGACAGACGAGUACUAAAAUCAUAAGGCUGGAAAAAUUACAGUGCACAUUUACUAAAAUGAUCAUGAAUUAAUGGGAUAAUAGGGAGCUUGAAGGAAAAUCAUUUUGACAUAACAAUAAUGUAAUAGAUUUUUUUUUUUUUUUUUGGAAGGAGAGUGAAUUGAGAAAUAUUUAAAAAAAAAUUAUAAUGUUUGGAAUUUUGGUGCCUUUCACCAUGUCAAUAUUCACUGAAUAGUUUUAAUUUGUUCUAAUUGGCCUUAUUAAUGAAAAAAUAAAGUUUCAGGCAGGCAUGAAAGAUGUAAACAUAGAGAUAUAAAGAUAUGUCAUAUGGUUCCUUAAAAAAGGCUUAAAUAUUAGUUCAUGACACCCAUUUGAUGUUUUGGUUUUAUUCAAGUCUGCAGUUCUUAUGCAAAUAUUUUUAAAUUGAAUAAUAUUGCUAGAUUUCCAACAUAUCCUAUAUAAUAAUAUUGAAUAUCUACUUUUAUUCUAUCCACAUUCAUUGGAAAUGAGCGAUCGCGUGCUCUGAUUGGCUACUACUAGGAUAUCAGCUCAUACCGUGAGUAGAGAAAAACAAAAUGGCGGCGCGUGUUUGUUGCUGAACCAACCGAGAACGAAAUAAAAACUCUGCUCGAAAACAAAACCCCAGAAAAUACAAAAAAAAAGCAACAAAAUAUGGAAUAAAAGUAUUUGAUGGUGACACAUCAUUUUUUUUUUUUCUCAUCUCGUCUCAUUAUCUGUAGCCGCUUUAUCCUGUUCUACAGGGUCGCAGGCAAGCUGGAGCCUAUCCCAGCUGACUAUGGGUGAAAGGCGGGGUACACCCUGGACAAGUCGCCAGGUCAUCACAGGGCUGACACAUAGACACAGACAACCAUUCACAUUCACACCUACGCUCAAUUUAGAGUCACCAGUUAACCUAACCUGCAUGUCUUUGGACUGUGGGGGAAACCGGAGCACCCGGAGGAAACCCACGCGGACACGGGGAGAACAUGCAAACUCCGCACAGAAAGGCCCUCGCCGGCCACGGGGCACGAACCUGGACCUUCUUGCUGUGAGGUCACUAACCACUACACCACUGUGCCGCCCCCUCAUUUUUUUUCUUUUCAAGAAUUAUUAUUAUUAUAGCAUUUUUCACAAAUUGCGCCUGUCAUUUCGGCAUUUUUUUUUUUUUUACAUUCUAAGCAGAAAUUAUUUUGUAGGAUGUUUUGUAUAAAGCUUUUAUUUACUGAAUUUGCAAAAAAUCCAGUGAAUGUGGAUAGAAUAAAAAUUAUUCCACUCAAUCUUGUCGUACAUGGCUUAUAGCCAACUCGGUGCUACGCGACUCGUCGGCUAUCAGCUCAUGUACGACUUGAUUUUGUGGAAUAACUGUUAAAUAUAUCUCUUAUAAUUCAUAUUGUGGUAGUAAUGAGCCAAGAUUUUGUCACCCCUGUCAACUUUGGCUUGACAAAUCUUUGUGACUCAAUCAUGAUGUAUAUUUGGCCUGAAUGUGCGUGCGUGUGUGUAAGUGUGCAUUGGCCAGUGCUGGCCUAUUAGUUCUUGUGUUAGGGAAUGUGAAUGAUAGAAUGCGCAUUGCUUCUUUUGCCAUAGAGACCUUUCAGUUUAAUUUCACAUAUCAUGUAAAGAUCAUCAUCACUGAACAUCCUCAAGUCAACUUCUGCAAUAAUUUGAAGAGCUUCAAGUCAUGUGUAGGUCUGUAAAGUGGUACACAAUCCGAAUGUAAUGACUCUUGGUGUUCAACAAACCACAAAUCUGAUCUGCCCUUUCUCAAUUGGUAUAUUUGCACUGGAACAACACUCUUUAACGAUGAUCUACGAUAGCUAUGUGCAUUAACAUACAGUACCUACAAACCCAUUGCUCAUCAUUUCUCUGCCUGUGUGAAAAACUGGAAAAAAUAUCCUGCUGUUGACUUUUGAGGGUCUUCUGGAUCUUUUUAUUCGACUGCCUUUCCCUCUCUGCAAAAGUCUUACCUGAAAAUAUCUUCUUAAAACAUCAAGCAUCAAUUAUUGGAUGGACCCCUGCAUCUGGAAUCGCACAUUCAUUCCUCUUCCUUCACCUGCUGUGGACUGAAUUCUCUUCCAGCUCGAGGCUGUCCUGUUGUUCUGAAGCUAAUCUCUGUAUACAGUAGUGAAUGUGUGGUGUUACCAAUAAUACUGUACUGUGUAAGAAGGUGGUUUGGAUACAGCUCUGUGUUUGCCUGUCUGCUGUAUCACCAUUACUGAAAUGUGAACUUUAUUUUACGUGUUCCCUCUUUUGUUUUCACCUGUAAAAAAAAAAAGUGAGCUGCACAAAUAAAUGGACGAGAGUACGCGAUCUGUAAAA